GGCAUCGUCCCGCGGUCCCUGCCCUGGGGACUCUGACCCCGUGGGCCGGCGAGGGGAGCCGAGGCAGGCGGUGACGAGCAGCCCCACAGCCACGGGGACGGAGCCAGCGAGGAGCCGGACAGGAUGGAUCCCGCUUGGGAGCUGGCAGAUGACCCCAGGUUCUCCCGCCCUUUGGUGGAGAUGCUGAUCAGGAACUUCAGCGUGCCGGCAGCCUGCUUCUCCCUGCCGCCCACCUCCCGGCAGCUGCUGCACCAGCUGGACAUGGCCCAACUCAUCAUCCUGGGCCUCUGCACCAUCAUGACACUGCUGUCGGUUGUGAUCUACGUUGAAGAGGUUUCGUACCUCUUCCGCAAGAUCCGCUGCCCUAUCAAGAUGAAGACCCUCUGCUGGAGCAGCUCAGCCCCUACGGUUGUGUCAGUGGUCAGCUGCUUUGGCCUGUGGUUCCCGCGCUCCAUGAUGGUGGUGGAGAUGGCUACCACGGCGUACUUCGCUGUCUGCUUCUACCUGCUGAUGAUGGUCAUGGUGGAGGGCUUUGGGGGGAAGGAAGCACUGCUCAGCACCCUGAAGGAUGUGCCCAUGGUGGUCAGCACUGGGCCCUGCUGCUGCUGCUGCCCAUGCCUGCCCCGAAUCACCAUGAGCAGGAAAAAGCUUAAAUUGAUGAUCCUGGGGACUUUCCAGUAUGCCCUCUUCAAGGCAAUUGCUGUCUUCCUGGGACUGAUCCUGGCCACCGAUGGGAAUUACAACCCCGCUGACAUUUCAGCGGAGAGUGUGUCCCUCUGGAUCAACACCUUGGUUGGUGUCUCCGCCCUCUUUGGGCUGUGGGGCCUGGGCAUCCUCUUCCGGCAGGCCCGGCUGCACCUGGCUGAGCAGAACAUGCAGGCCAAGUUCACCUGUUUCCAGAUGCUGCUCCUCCUGACGGCGCUGCAGCCUGCCAUCUUCAGCAUCCUGGCCAACAACGGCAGCAUUGCCUGCUCGCCGCCCUUCUCCUCCAAGGCCAGGUCGCAGCAGAUGAACGUGCAGCUGUUGAUCCCGCAGACCUUCAUCCUGGCGGUGCUGACGCGGAUGUACUACCGCAAGCAGGAUGACAAGCCGGGCUACCAGCCCGUCGGCUUCGCAGCCACAGGUGCCGACACCAAGGCGUGAGCAGAGCAGGAGGGACAAACUGGGGUGCCAAGGGGCAGAGCGGGGUGAGGGGCUGGUCUGCCCUGCACAACCUUCUCCUCCUCCCCUGCCCUGGGGAGCUGCUGGCAGCAGAAGAGGCAGAAGGAGAAAGAGCAUCUUGGGACAGAAUUAAAAGGUCUGAAACCUAAAAGCCAUAAGCCAAGGGGGUCCAUGGAGCCACCUCCAGCCCAGGGGCUCUUGUCUAGCACUGAGUAAAGAUAAAUUUUUACUAGA
This is a messenger RNA of Passer domesticus (house sparrow), 1395 nucleotides long. It is a transcript of the gene SLC51A, whose product is annotated as solute carrier family 51 member A. The transcript is spliced from 9 exons. Gene Ontology annotation, molecular function: transporter activity. The record is from RefSeq and is a predicted model, not a curated record. Bases 124 to 1143 code for a protein of 339 amino acids. Gene Ontology annotation, biological process: bile acid and bile salt transport. Gene Ontology annotation, cellular component: endoplasmic reticulum membrane; plasma membrane. NCBI's taxonomy places the organism in Eukaryota, Metazoa, Chordata, Aves, Passeriformes, Passeridae.